Molecule: messenger RNA, 2399 nt
Organism: Megalobrama amblycephala (Wuchang bream)
Lineage: Eukaryota; Metazoa; Chordata; Actinopteri; Cypriniformes; Xenocyprididae
Gene: themis2
Product: thymocyte selection associated family member 2
Exons: 6
Coding region: 61-2100 (679 amino acids)
Biological process (GO): T cell receptor signaling pathway
Source: RefSeq, a predicted model, not a curated record
AUAGUGUUUAGUGUGCGCCAGCAGCAGAUCAGCUCAGUGUGUGAGAGUCCGCCGUGAGAGAUGGGAGACCUCCAGUCCCUGCGAGUCUUCAUCAACUGUCUGGAUCAGCAGACUCUGCCCCGCAUCCUACAGGUCUGCUCUGGGGUUUAUUUCCAGGGGUCCGUAUAUGAGCUUUCGGGGAGCGAAGUGUGUUUAUCUACUGGAGAUUUGGUGAAGAUCAUUGGUCUACAGCUCCUGUCUGUAUCUUGUGAGGAGAUUGACACUGGAUCUUCAUAUGAAUUGCCUACUGAGUAUUCAGGUCAGUUCAGACUCGUCGCAGAGGACCUCCCGUACAACACAAUAGAGGAAAUUGUGGGUCUGUGUCCUGUUGGAGUGGACGCCUGUGGCUCCUUCAUCUUCACCAGCAGCAGCGAGUUGACUAUUGACUACUUCACGGUACCCGCAGGAAAACAGUUGACCCUGCUUACUGUGGAGAUUGCUGAAGAUGGAGAAAGACUUGCGCGGUGUCAUGUGGUGGGGCAGAACAUGGCUGCUGCAGAGAUACUCCUUCCUCUAUCCCUCAAAGGAGAGUUUUACGAAUAUGAAAGUGACCGUGGUUACACUCUACAGGAAAUCAUGUCAUCAGCCAGGCUGAGCUGCCGUCGCUUCCGCAGCACAAAUGUGAAGAACAGCGGAGCCAUGCUGGUUUUCAGCCCUGUGUAUGAAAUCAGUGCCAUUAUGCAUAUGAGGAAGAACGUAGUGAAGUUCCCAUCCAGUCUGGAAGUGGAUGUCCAGGAUGUGACAGAACAGUUCGAGGAUUUAGUAUUCAUAACUCCGUUAUCUCUGACUGAAAUUGCAAGUCAGCCAAAGGAGUCCUUCCCCACUCUGGCAGAGAUCCUUGAUGCCCCAGAAGGCAAUCAGUUUUUUAAUUGUAGCUGGUUCAAAGAACUGCAAAGAGGAAGGCACCUCGUGUUGCACGGGUGUGGCCACAAAGUUAUGAUAUUAGCCUCAACUCCAAAGGGGAGGAAGGAAAAACAGUACUUCUUCAUCUCAGAGAGUUAUGGUGGACGAAUGAGAAGAAGGGCCCGGGAAUUCGGAUCAGUGUACGAGCUAUACUUGGCAUCCACUCAGUCUCCAGGUUUGAAAGUAAGCGUGACACGACACUACGAGGCGGUAGAGGAAGAGGGAAUGCCUGCACUCAGUGUUGGCGAGCAGCUGGAAGUGUUGAGGACGGAGCUAAAGGAUGGACUCGGGGAUAAAUCUGGAGCUGCUCAGAAAGUAGAAAGUCUAAUUUGCAAACGGACUCUAGAAGUGGACGAUGAGGAUGAGGAUGAUGAAGAUGAGGAAGACGACAGUGAGGAAAUCUCUCUGCCACUAUUUAUGCCAGGUAACUUUGUGGAAAAGCUUUCAGACAACAAGAAGUAUAAAUUAUCAGAUUUAAUGAGGAGCCCUUUGCCUCUGGAUGUCAAAGUGGUGACUCGGGAUAAAGAACUAGAAAAAGAUCCCCUGAUGGGGUUAACAGCACUUAAGCUUGAGGAGACCUUCACAGAGACCAUAGUAUUGGCGAGCCUAUCCAAUAAACCAGAUUGGUGUUUUGAGUUGCCAGUACGCUGGUUACAAAUGUCUCUCUGUUUCACCACUGAUCAUCUGCCGUGGCCCAGUGAUGAGCCCCCAGAACUUCAUGUAGAGACAGUCACUGAAGUGACAGAGAAAUUCUACUAUGAAUAUCACAAACUCAUAAGCAAAAUUGAUGAACCACCUCCUCGUCCACCAAAGCGAAAGCCAUCUAAUUCAGAAGCACCUAAAAAGACCCCCAAGUCUAAGCAUGCAUCACCAAAAGUAAAGAGCAAUGUGACCGAACAACUCAACAGCCUCUCGCUUCAUCAGACAAAGGGUAAACGGGCCCCUGCUCCACCUCCACCAGAUGAUACACCAGAUCAGCCCCCUCCAACCUUGCCUAGGAAAAGCAUAUCAAUAGCCGAGAGUGUCAGUCUGCCUAAUAUGUACGUGAAAAGUCCCAUGAAGACACAAAAAGCAGCAAGGAGACUCUCUGACUCAGACCAUGACUAUGAGUCAAUCGAGGACACACUGAAUCCCCCCCAUGAAAGUCUGUUCUAUUAGAUCAAGGACACUUUGUAUUCAUGUACACAAAGGAAUACAGCUGAUGUGUCUUCAUAACGGGAAGUGCAAAAGAAAUCAAGAAAGUACCAGCCAAUAUGGAGUCUCAACAGCACAAAUAUGCAAUAGUUUUCAAUGUAUCUAAAUACUCAAAGUCGUGCCAAUGCAAGGUUGAACAAAUAUACACUUCAAUGUAAAUUAGGCAAUGUCAUUCUUACUGCUUAUUCUUUAAGACAUGCUGACCUCUAUAGCAAGAAUACAAGUUUAAAUGAGUAUGCUUUUAUUAAAAUUAUAGAAAAUAA